ACCUACAACAUAAGACUCCAUAACACACCUACAACAUAAGACUCCAUAACACUCCACAGUCCACACUGAAGUAAACUAGGGAUGGAAGUUGACGACGAUCUUCACGCCUUAGUCGACGAACAACGCCGUGAAAUAGCAGCCGCAGGUGACGGUGCCGUCGAUGUCGACCUUCUCUUCGCUUUUCAACUCCAAAUGCAAGAGGCUAUGAACGCUUCUACUUCAAAACCCGCCAUUAAUGCAAACGUUAUCGUAGGUAAUAACAAUGUCAGUAAUAUCUUCCCUGACGAAUUAUCAUACUACGAGCAACAACUUAUAGACCAACAAACCGCUCAAGUUGAGAUGAGGAAAAUCGAAGACGACCUAAAUCGUCGAAUUCAUGACCAGGCUUUUGCACGGGAGAUACUCAAUGUCCCGGAUGGUGAGUGGAAAUUAAACGGAGAUCAAUUACAUAGGCCUUAUGGGGAGGGAUCGUCGUCCAAUGGAGUGGAUACGCAAAAUGGGGAGUGUUUUAGGGUUUAUGUCAAGGGUUUGAUGGGAGAAGAUGCUGAUGAAGAUAUAGUUGGGGUUAAUGUGGGGAGAGAUAUUGCUGGGAUUGGAGUUGCUGUUUGUGAUCCGAGUGAGAUAUUAGUGUUUGAAGUGAGUAAGGGUUUGGUUAAAGGUACUGAAGUAUUGACGGAUGAAAUUGCAGAAUUGAAAGCACUGAUUGAAGGGCUUGAUGUUGCUUUGAUGCUGGGUUUGAAAAGGGUUAAUCUUCUUUUGGAUAGUCAAACAAUCUUGCAAUAUGUUAGCGGCACGUUGCAUCCAAGGAAGGGUAAUAUUGUUGGACUUGUUGAACAGGCAACUUCUUGCCUAAAAAAAUUUACAGAUUGUAUACCAUCUCUUGUGACACAGAACACGAUCAACUUGGCAAUUAAACUUGCUUCCGAUGCAAUAGUCUCUCAGGUUAGAGGACCAGCAGAAAAUAGCCUUCGGAAGAGCAUCACUGAGACUUGUACUAUUUGUCUGCAAGAUACUGAUAUAGAUCAUAUGUUUCUAAUUAAUGGUUGCCUGCAUUAUUAUUGCUAUUCUUGUAUGAAUAAACAUGUGGAAGCUAAGCUCCUUCAAGGAAUGCUACCUAAAUGCCCUCAUGAUACAUGCAAGUCUGAAUUGAAAUUAGAUAACUGCAAAAAGUUCCUGAUACCCAAGCUAUAUGAUUUGAUGAGUGAACGUGUAAAGGAAACUACCAUUCCUAUCACGGAAAAGAUUUACUGCCCAAAUCCCAAGUGUUCUACAUUGAUGUCAAAAGCUGAGGUCUCUGCGGGAGAACAGCAAGCUGGGGUUACAAUGUGCACGAAAUGUCACCUUAAUUUUUGUAUCAACUGCAGAGUUCCUUGGCAUAAAAACAUGACUUGCUUUGACUAUAGAAGACUUAACCCUUACUUGUGUGUAGAAGAUGCAAAUCUCAAGUCUCUUGCCGCACAGAGUCGUUGGCGUCAGUGCGUAAAGUGCAACCACAUGGUGUCUCUUGGCGAAGGUUGCUAUCAUAUUUACUGCAGAUGUGGUCACGAGUUCUGUUAUACAUGCGGAGCUGAGUGGAAGAACAAGAAAGCAACAUGUUCCUGCCCAGUAUGGGAUGAGCGAAAUAUCAUUUAUGACAAUAGACUCCAACCAAGGAGAGGCUGAUCAGGAUAUAGCCAUUACUUUCUAUUUUGCACCUGAAUAAUAAUUUCACUCUCAUAUGCAUAAGACCUUGGUGGACAUGGUUAACAAGUAUUUGCAUUGUUGGAGGUAGGUAUAUAUUUGGUUGAACAGUUGAGGUGAGCCCAAGUUGGACGCUACCUGUUGAGAAAAAAGGGGUUGUUUUCAUAUGUCUAGUUCUUUUGUUUCAUGGAAUCGUGUUAAUACGUGCUGCGAGAUUGCCAGUAGUAGGGGAUAGAAAUCAAAAGCACACUCUCUUGUCUAGUGUUGAGGAUCUGUGACUGUGACAGUCUAUGGUUUUCUGUUCAAUUUUAUGAUAUUCCAGUAAACUAGUUGUUUUUUUAGGGCAAUAUUGAAAAAAGUUGCAUUUUGGUCAUGUUUGGAAAAUUUUACAUAAUAGGAUAAAAUAAGCAAUUCUAUGAUUAUAUUUGCUUGCAAUGAAGAUGUUCAAUACUUCUACGAUACACAUGCUCCCAAUGUAUUAUUUGAUAGUAGUACAAAAUUUGUAUUUCAAUAAACAGUUUAGUGUAGU
Molecule: messenger RNA, 2209 nt
Organism: Solanum pennellii
Lineage: Eukaryota; Viridiplantae; Streptophyta; Magnoliopsida; Solanales; Solanaceae
Product: probable E3 ubiquitin-protein ligase ARI9
Exons: 3
Coding region: 82-1662 (526 amino acids)
Biological process (GO): protein polyubiquitination; positive regulation of proteasomal ubiquitin-dependent protein catabolic process; ubiquitin-dependent protein catabolic process
Cellular component (GO): cytoplasm; ubiquitin ligase complex
Molecular function (GO): nucleic acid binding; zinc ion binding; ubiquitin protein ligase activity
Source: RefSeq, a predicted model, not a curated record